AUGAAUAAUAGCUGUGAUCGUUCGAUGACGGUGCUAUCAACAUCACUGAUCGCGCUGAGCAAGCGAUUAUCAUCAGAUUACGGAAAUCUUAUGGGUGACCGAAAACCGUCUAGUCAUCAGAAUGACACUCUGCUCGAGACGCAUGAAACCGCACCACGCGAACAAUGGAGCUCAUGGGCGGAUUUUAUCAUGAGCUGUAUCGGCUAUGCAAUUGGUCUCGGAAAUGUAUGGAGAUUCCCCUAUCUGUGCUAUCAGAACGGAGGAGGGGCAUUUCUCAUCCCGUAUGUGAUCUCGUUGGUGUUUUGUGGAGCACCGCUGUUCAUUCUCGAAACAUCAUGGGGACAACUAUUGUCCGUUGGUGGCCUAGGAAUGUUCAAAAUAUGCCCGAUAUUUAAAGGGGUAGGAAUUGCUGCCGCUGUGAUGGCAUUCUGGUUGAAUAUCUACUAUAUUGUCGUGCUUAGUUGGGCACUUUGCUAUUUUUGGAACUCUGCCAGAUUGGACGUGAACGUCCCGUGGAGAAAUUGCAAUAACGAAUGGAAUACUCCAAGAUGUAGAUCCGAAUAUGAGAAACUUCCAUGUGAUAGUAAUCGAACAAUAGCCGACUUUUUCAAUGUAAAAGUGCUGACAGCCGAUCACCUUCUCGAAUACAAAAAGCAAUUCUUUGUCGGACCGAAAGCGAAUUUCACUGUUUGUACUGCUGCUGAUCUCAGUGUCCAGUCACCGGUAAAGGAAUUCUGGAAUUUCAAAGUGUUAGGAAUCUCAGAUGGUAUUGAUCAUCCAGGAGGUCUACGCUAUGAUCUCGCUUUCUAUCUCUUUAUUGCUUGGGUGAUUUGUUAUCUGUGCAUUUUUAAAGGAGUGAAAUGGACUGGAAAGGUUGUUUACUUAACCGCAUCAUUUCCCUACAUCAUGCUUUUCUUCUUACUUGUUCGCGGUCUUACACUACCGGGCGCAUCAACUGGAUUGGAAUUCUAUUUGAAACCGGAUUUCUCGAAAUUGUUGGAAUCGAAGGUGUGGGUGGAUGCUGUCACUCAGGUAUUCUUCUCCUAUGGUUUAGGAUUAGGAGCUUUGGUGGCAUUGGGAAGCUACAACAAAUACCACAACAAUGUGUACAAACAAGCGCUUACCGUAUGCUUUGUGAACAGUGGAACCAGUGUGUUCGCUGGAUUUGUUAUCUUUUCCUUCAUCGGAUUUAUGGCCACUCAACAGGAAAAAAGUGUUGCCGAGGUUGCUCAAGCUGGACCGGGCUUGCUGUUCUUGGCAUAUCCAUCUGGAAUCCUACAAUUACCAUACACUAACGUCUGGUCACUACUCUUCUUCUCAAUGGUGCUAUUCUUAGGCAUCGACUCACAGUUCUGCACAAUGGAAGGUUUCUUCACAGCGAUCAUCGACGAAUUCCCACAAGUGAUUCGUAGAAGGAAGUAUGGACGGGAGAUUUUUGUCGGAGUUAUAUGUUUAAUCUCGUACCUGAUUGGACUUAGUACCGUAACCAGGGGUGGAUUCUAUGUCUUCCAAUUAUUUGACUUCUAUGCUGCAUCUGGAUGGGCACUUCUAUGGUUACUUUUCUUUGAAUGCAUUGCAAUCUCAUGGAGUGUAGGAAUUGAUCGAUGGUAUGAGCAUAUGAAGAGCAUGAUUGGAUAUUAUCCUAGCCGAUGGUGGAAAUUCUGUUGGGUUUUUGCCACUCCUUCUGUUUGUAUGGGAGUCAUGAUCUUUGGUCUAGUCAAAUAUCAACCGCUACGAAUUGCUGCCUACAAUUAUGAUUAUCCGUUCUGGGGACAUGUCUUCGGAUGGUUCUUGUCCUUAUCGUCAAUGCUUUGCAUACCGGGUUAUGCAAUUUAUGCUUGGGUCACUACGGAAGGGACUUUUUCGGAGAAAUUCAAGAUUCUUUGCCGUCCAGAUAUUGAAAUUGAGAAGGCAAAUCAUGAAGUACGUGAUGAUACAGAAAUGCAUGAUUUUCAUCAGUUAAUAUAA
This is a messenger RNA of Necator americanus (New World hookworm), 1968 nucleotides long. RefSeq lists its product as uncharacterized. The coding region runs from base 1 to 1968 and encodes 655 amino acids. The record is from RefSeq and is a predicted model, not a curated record. Lineage: Eukaryota; Metazoa; Nematoda; Chromadorea; Rhabditida; Ancylostomatidae. Gene Ontology annotation, molecular function: gamma-aminobutyric acid:sodium:chloride symporter activity. The transcript is spliced from 18 exons. Gene Ontology annotation, biological process: sodium ion transmembrane transport. Gene Ontology annotation, cellular component: neuron projection; plasma membrane.